AUGUUGAGAUCCUCGUUUCGGCUGCUCUAUAUAAGAACCAAUCACCUGGUUCGAUUUUCAUCACCAUUAUCUUCAUCGCUUUCUCUGUUCUCAUCCAAAUCCAGUUCCGCGAAAUUACCUUUCAAUCCUCAUCGGAUUCGUUCUCUUCCAUUAUCCACAACGGGAGCUAAACUUUCCAAGUCGGAACCUUCGAUGGCGGCUACUUCCGAGCCCAAAUCCAUCUACGAUUUCACCGUCAAGGAUGCAAAGGGAAAAGAUGUUGAUCUAAGCACUUACAAGGGGAAAGUUCUCUUGAUCGUGAACGUUGCUUCUCAGUGUGGCUUGACCAAUUCGAACUACACUGAGCUUGCGCAGCUGUAUUCGAAGUACAAAGAUCAUGGAUUUGAGAUCCUUGCAUUCCCGUGUAACCAGUUUGGGAGUCAAGAACCUGGUACAAACGAAGAGAUUGUUGAGUUUGCUUGUACCAAAUUCAAGGCUGAGUACCCAAUCUUCGACAAGGUUGAUGUGAAUGGUGACACAGCUGCUCCAAUCUACAAGUAUCUGAAAUCAAGCAAAGGAGGGAUCUUUGGAGACGGAAUCAAGUGGAACUUCGCCAAGUUCUUGAUUGACAAAGAUGGAAAUGUCGUUGACCGUUACGCGCCAACUACUUCUCCUCUUAGCAUUGAGAAGGACCUGAAGAAACUGUUGGGAGUUACUGCUUAA
This is a messenger RNA of Microthlaspi erraticum, 702 nucleotides long. NCBI's taxonomy places the organism in Eukaryota, Viridiplantae, Streptophyta, Magnoliopsida, Brassicales, Brassicaceae. The record is from the annotation of a GenBank genome assembly.